Messenger RNA from Eufriesea mexicana, 1630 nucleotides. RefSeq names its product dyskerin pseudouridine synthase 1 Nop60B (gene Nop60B). The transcript is spliced from 8 exons. NCBI's taxonomy places the organism in Eukaryota, Metazoa, Arthropoda, Insecta, Hymenoptera, Apidae. Bases 77 to 1630 code for a protein of 517 amino acids. Gene Ontology annotation, biological process: box H/ACA sno(s)RNA 3'-end processing; mRNA pseudouridine synthesis; snRNA pseudouridine synthesis. The record is from RefSeq and is a predicted model, not a curated record. Gene Ontology annotation, molecular function: RNA binding; pseudouridine synthase activity. Gene Ontology annotation, cellular component: box H/ACA snoRNP complex.
UGAACGCAGUUGCUCCCGCGUGUUUAAUACCACCGUGUUUCGUCGAAAUACACGUGUUGUUUCUAUUCGCUUGAAAAUGGCAGAAAGUGAUAAAAGCAAGAAAAAAAACAAAAAGAAGUGUCUUGGAGAAAUUCAAGCAACAAUGAAAUGUCAAGUUGAACCUUCAGAUUUACCUGUAAAACUUGAAUACAAAGAUUGGCCCCUUUUAUUUAAGAAUUUUGAUAAACUGCUUACUCGAACAAAACAUUUUACUCCUUUAACUAGUGGUUCAACGCCAUUACAUCGUACUUUAUCGGAAUACAUAAAAUCUGGGUGUAUUAAUCUUGACAAACCGUGUAACCCAUCUUCACAUGAAGUUGUUGCAUGGAUAAAAAGAAUUUUAAAAGUAGAAAAAACUGGUCAUUCUGGUACUUUAGAUCCUAAAGUAUCUGGAUGUUUAAUAGUAUGUAUUGACAGAGCAACUAGAUUAGCUAAAUCACAACAAUCUGCUGGGAAAGAAUAUGUUGCUGUUUUUAAAUUACAUUCUGCACCCGAAAGUCUUCAAAAGGUAAGUCAAGCAUUAGAAAAACUACGUGGUGCACUUUUUCAACGGCCUCCACUUAUAUCUGCAGUGAAACGUCAGCUUCGUGUUAGAACAGUUUAUGAUAGUUGGUUCAUUGAUUAUGAUCCAGAGCGUAAUAUGGGAGUGUUCAGAGUUAGUUGUGAAGCUGGUUCAUAUAUUAGAACUAUUUGUGUUCAUCUUGGCCUCUUCUUAGGCACUGGUUGUCAAAUGCAAGAAUUACGUAGAAAUCGUUCAGGUGUUCAAUCUGAAAAAGAUGGAAUGGUUACUAUGCAUGAUAUACUUGAUGCUCAAUGGUUAUAUGAAAACCAUGCAGAUGAAUCUUAUUUAAGAAGAGUAAUUAAACCAUUAGAAGCUCUUCUAGUAAAUCAUAAGAGAAUUAUUGUAAAGGAUAGUGCAGUAAAUGCUAUUUGUUAUGGAGCUAAAAUUAUGCUACCAGGUAUUUUAAUGUAUGAUGAUGGUAUAGAACUAAAUCAGGAAAUUGUAAUAGUGACCACAAAAGGUGAAGCUAUAGCACUUGCUAUAGCAUUAAUGACAUCUCCAACAAUGACAGCUUGCGAUCAUGGUGUAGCUGCUAAAAUUAAAAGAGUAAUCAUGGAAAGAGAUGCAUAUCCAAGAAAAUGGGGUCUGGGACCAAAAGCUUCCAUAAAGAAGCGUAUGAUAAUUGAAGGCAAGUUAGAUAAAUAUGGGAAACCAAAUGAAAACACACCUGCUGACUGGUUAGCAAAUUAUACAGAUUAUUCUACAUCUGGAAUUAAGACUGAGGAAAAUGGUGUUAUUGAUGCUGUGGCUAAAAAACGAAAAUGGGAAGAGAUAGUUACACAAUCUACAACAGAGGUUACAGUAAAAGAAGAAAAAAUUGAAGAUCCAGAAUUAGCAUCACCAAAAGAAAAAAAGAAAGAUAAAAAGGAAAAAAAGAAGAAAAAGAAGAAGGAGAAAACAGAAUCUGAAGCUGAUGAAUCUAUGAUAGUAGAAGGUGCAACGGAGGAAGCACCAACGAAAGAAGAAAAAAAGAAAAAGAAGAAGAAGAAAGAUAAAGAUCAAGAUCAAGAAGCACCAUCUUUAAGUUGA